Aspergillus ochraceoroseus IBT 24754 is the source of this 2092-nucleotide messenger RNA. RefSeq names its product inositol polyphosphate multikinase. Gene Ontology annotation, molecular function: inositol hexakisphosphate kinase activity; inositol-1,4,5,6-tetrakisphosphate 3-kinase activity. Bases 285 to 1631 code for a protein of 448 amino acids. NCBI's taxonomy places the organism in Eukaryota, Fungi, Ascomycota, Eurotiomycetes, Eurotiales, Aspergillaceae. The record is from RefSeq and is a predicted model, not a curated record. Gene Ontology annotation, biological process: inositol phosphate biosynthetic process; phosphatidylinositol phosphate biosynthetic process. Gene Ontology annotation, cellular component: cytoplasm; nucleus. The transcript has 2 exons.
CUCUCUUUGGUUUCUCAAUUCUUCUUCCCCUUGACUUGUCGAUUUCUCCAAAUAUUUACCUUCCUUUCUCUCCUCCUCCUCCCUCAUUCCUCUCUCUUCUUCUGUUUUCACCUUUUCAUUUUGCGUUUUCAACCCUCUUCCUCUCCUUUCCUCUUGCGUUUCGGGUUCUCGUCCGCGAUCGUCAUUCUUGCUCAGCGACUUAUGCGGGAUACGACCUCUUUCAAUCCUUGCAUACAAACGCUGCAUCACCUUUUUGCUCGUCGAUUUUGUCUCCUUGGAUGAUGAUGCCUUCCUCCUCGAGGCCAGAUAGUUUUAAACCCCAAAAUCUUGACCAUGAUAGCUUCGUUGCCUUUGACCAUGCCGCGGCUGGACAUGAUGGCGUCCGCUGUACCCUCUCCGGUUCCUUUAUCGCGAAGCCCUGUACGGCGCAAGAAAUCGCCUUCUACGAAUCUACGGCCCUUCAUCCUGCGUUUAGAGAAUAUAUUCCUACAUAUAUCGGGACUUUAACUUCCGCCGACCAGCAUCAACCGCCUCUGGCUCUCGCUGCUGCUGCUGCUGCUGCUGCUGCUGCUUCUGCUUCUGCUUCUGCCCCCACACAGCCCGGUGCCGUGAGCUCGGAUUACACGUCUACCUCGGAAACCCCGAUCGCUGCCCCAGCCAGCACCUCGGGCGACCCGGCCGCGGCUGAUGCUCCACAAGAGGCAACAUGGACACCGUCUGCUGGGAAAAAGUUAGAAACCGGGUUGUCCAUCGUGCUGGAGAAUGUUGCUUCUGGGUUCAAGAGACCCAACGUUUUGGAUGUUAAGCUGGGAGCUAGACUCUGGGCUGACGAUGCUCUGCCUGCGAAGCGAGUCAAAUUGGAUAUUGUGUCGCAGGAGACGACUAGCUCUUCUCUGGGAUUCCGGAUUGCAGGAAUGAAGGUGUGGACGGGGGUGAACGGCGAGGCUGACGAAGGAAGCAAAACCAAUCCCUACAUUACUAGAUACCAGGAGUCGCGGGGCGCAAAGGGCGAGGUGACGGAAAUCCAUGGCUACAAGCGGUAUGACAAGUGGUACGGCCGGUCUUUUACAGAUAAAAAUGUCCAGGAAGGCCUGGAGACAUAUCUUGCUGGCGCAAAGACUGGUGCGGUCGACCGCUCCAGGCUUGUCGCCAGGCGAUUAGCCGAUGAGUUGAAGCAAGUGCAGGAAGUCUUGGAAUCCGAAGAGAGUCGAAUGUACUCCUCUAGCGUCCUGAUCAUCUACGAAGGAGACCAGGAAGCGAUGGAGCAUGCUCUGGAGGAAGAAAAGCGAAUCCAGGAAGCCGGCCCACAGGAGGCGGACGAAGAGGAGGAAGGUAGUUCCGAUGAAUUUGAGCUUCAAGAGGGCGGCGGGUCAUUUGAGGUGAUCGAUAUGCCAGUCGGGGAGAUCGGCGAGGCUAACCAGACCAUCAAUAUCAACAUCGACCCGGAAACGGCCCAACUGGGGGGGCUGGAGGACGAAGAAGAAGAUGAAGAAGAGGGACCUAAGGUGCACGACCUUCGUCUGAUCGAUUUCGCCCAUGCCAGUUGGACUCCUGGCCAGGGGCCGGACGAGAAUGUUCUGACGGGUAUUCGGAACCUAGUUCGCAUUUUUGACGAACUUGCGCAGGACUAAAUGGACCACCACCAUUGGCAUGAAGUAUUUGCUAUUUCCAUUCUAUUGUCGCUGGCGGCUUUGAAUGUGAUGUUUUCCUUGUUGCAUUUGACAUAUAGUACUCUCUCUCUCUCUCUCUCUCUCUCUCUCUCUCGUGUUAGCCCUAAUUUAGAUUUGAAAUCACGAUUUAUCAUUUGAUCAUCUCCCCAAAGUGUUGCUCAAGCUUACUCUGCCGGUAUUCAAUGUAUCGCACCUAUACAAGACAGACGAUCCACAGCGAGAAAAAAAAGUUAUUAUACUCAACGAAUAAGACAAGGACUAUGUUCUCCCUGAACCUCGGCCCAUUACAGAGCUAUCCAGGGCAUGGGAAUCGUCUCGAAUAUACAUACUGUUUGAAAUACAAAACCCUACGGAGGAGAGAGAGAGAGAGAGAGAGAGAGAGAGAGCAUGUGUGUGUGAGGUGAGGUCCACCAGGGUCCAAA